AUAACUGCAAUGCGUCUACACUUUUACAUAUAAUCCCCAGUAACCCAAAAAUCUCUUUGAUGAUUUAAAGCUUGUAAUAUUAAUUAUGAAGCCCGCCACUAUCCUGACAUUCAUCGCCGCCGUGGUGGCGAUUCCAGGUCUCUCAUCCGUGCAAAUCUGGCUAGCCAGUUUUCAACAGCCCAUCUCCAACUUAAUCGACAAUCCCCGCCGAAAAUCAACAAUCCCUCAAUUCAUUCUCGACACAAACCAUCCAUGGAUCCUCACCAAUCAACGUAAACUUGAGAGCCUUCCCAACGCCAAAGACUUCCUAUGCCUAAACCCGACCCAAACCCCCAAAAACGAGCCCAGCGCACCAAAAACAGAACUGGAAGUUCCACCAGAUCUUUUUGACAAUCUCACAAUCGACAACAACCGAUAUGGAAUCUCUCGUCCCGGCUGGCCCAACGCUAUUGAGCGACUGACCGAGAUCAAAAAUUGCCCACGAGCACUCGCCUCCGCCAAGUCCCUAUACAUCGAUAUUUACGUACACUCCGGCCCCUACUCGGAUCUCUGGCUGCGAGCUCUCGAACCAAGUCAACCACCACCAGAAGUCGCGAUACUAUUUGGUGACGUCUUGGAAGCACUGCCUAGCUUGAAUCAUCUUUACUGGGGAAUACACAACGAAUACGCACACUUCUUUGAAGAGUCCUUCAAGUCCAGGACCUUGACGCUACCAUCUGUGAAGAGCUUGAGAACUGGACCGUUUAGUCAGUAUCUGGUUGGCAUGUGUCCAACUCUGGAGAGACUUGAGAAUGGUGUGAUUCAAUCUGGAGCAAUGGCACCUAAACUUAAGCAUUUUUCGAUGGAUAGCGAUUAUGAAGGAUGGUCACCUGAUAUGGCUGCCGAAGUCGUGAAAUUCAUGCCUCACAUCGAGAGUCUUGGGCUGGGUGGGUCUAUUAAAGUUGAAAGGACUUGGGACAAGACCGACGAUCUCAAAAACAUCCUGGCCACACUCAGCGCACUCAAAAACCUAACCCACAUCGACCUCCCAUACUCAGGGAGCCUCUCUCUCGGAUUCGAUGGCGGAGCAUGGUGUGGAAACGCCUACUUUGGUAAGUCCGGGAGAGAAUACGGUCGUCAAGUCUUAAGACAAGGCGCAGAAACGACAGAAAUAGCGGCGGGAAUUGUGUUGGCGAAUUUACCGAAUAUAACUAGCUUUACGAUUGGAGAGAGGGCUGCGAACAUCACACGAGGUGAUGAUGGGAGCGUAUCAGUGACUUGGCCGUGGACGGGGAGAAUGGACGAUUGGUGUAUGGAGAUGGAGCCGGAACCGGAGGGUACGGAUUAUGAUGAACUUGAGUAUGGAGGCAUGGAGGAUGCGUAUAUUGCUGACCUUCAGAAACGAUAGACUUUCUGAGUCAGAUCAGUUAUGGUUGAUUAUGUCCUAAACUUUAAUAUUAAAGAGUUGGCGAAUAUCUUUUUCGGUC
This is a messenger RNA of Cadophora gregata, 1466 nucleotides long. RefSeq lists its product as uncharacterized. Bases 86 to 1387 code for a protein of 433 amino acids. The record is from RefSeq and is a predicted model, not a curated record. NCBI's taxonomy places the organism in Eukaryota, Fungi, Ascomycota, Leotiomycetes, Helotiales, Ploettnerulaceae. The transcript is spliced from 4 exons.